AUGGUGUAUCGUGGCAGGCCUUCGAAGUCAUGCCGUCAAUGUCGAAAGCGUGAUAUCAAAUGCGACAAGAAAAAGGAUGGCUGCUCUCAGUGCUCACGCGCUGGGCUUUCAUGCCCUGGAUAUCAUAAUCCCAAAGAUCUGAUCAUCCUUGAUGAGUCCGAUGCUACUAUCAAGCGAGUGUCGGUGAACCAGACCAUUCGACAAUCAAGUUCUCCGAAUCCGCUGUCAAUCAGGCUGCUCCCAACAGUUAUGCAGCGCGCAAAGGGCCUUUAUAUCUCGCAAUACGUUGGCGCGAUGCCAGCAACAAGCAUUUUCUCUUUCAUGCAGAUCUUCUAUCCGCCGAUGGUUCAUGGCAUCCCGCUUCUAGAGACGGUCACCCGUGCUGUCUUCAUGGUAAACUUUUCUUUAUCGCACGGGUGCCAUGCCGCUCUGCACCACGCUCGGGCCAUGUACGGAUCAGCUCUGAGGAUGACUCGCAAGGCGCUCCAAAUCCCAGACGAGGUCAUGCUUGACAGAACUUUGUUCUCAGUCAUCUUAAUGUGUGUUUUUGAACGACUCGCAAGUUUUGAAAAUGAUGAAUCGGUUGUUCCUCGCAGCCAUUUGAGUGGAGCCUGUGAAUUGAUGUCCUUAAGGGGUACAGGGCAGUUCGCGGAUAAGUACAGUCCUACCAUGCUUCUGCACCUUACUGAGCUUGUGGUACUCGAUUGUCUUGCGAGAGGCUCUGCUAUUCCGCUGCAGUUUUUGUCUCUGCGGCGGAUGGCGCUCGAUAAUGCCGUGGAUACAUCAUCUCUGAAGUGGAAAUUCUGGGAUAUUAUGCUGCGCUAUGUACAGCUGGAGAACUCAGUCACGUCGGGCCAUCGAUCGGAAGAAGUUAUACUCAGUGCAGAACAGCUUGAUCUCGAACUCGAAGAUUUGGCAUGUUGGCUACCAGCCUUCGUUUCAAGGAGGCAAAGCCCGAUUCCCCUAAAUGUGUCCUUUGCUGGGACUGACAUCUACCCUGACUGCAAGUCUUUGACGAACUGGAACAAUUUUCGUGUGGUUCGUCUCUUAUUAGCUAGGAUAGUGCGAGAGCAGGGUACUCGACUACCUGUCUCGUCAGCCGAUCAUACUUCACUUGACAACAUUCUGUACGAGUCUAAUCGGAAGGCCGUCGACCUCACCUCAGAUAUACUUUAUUCCUGCUCAAGUGAAGUUCUUUCGUCUCAGCAACCUUGCGACCUGUCCUUAAAUACUCUACUUUGGCAUCUAUACGUGGCCAAAACCCAAGAACUGCCGUUGGGUCAUCUAGAGUCAUCUCUUCAUGACCAGAUGCUUCGACUGUCGACAAUCCAAGCCCCCGGGCAACGAGCCACUGUAAAGAAAAUAUUAACAUCCUCCGACGAGGAUUCACGGAAUGUCUGGAGAAUGUGGCUCAAAUUUGGGAGGAACGAAUUUCUAAUUUAAGAUGCGAAAAUCCCUGGAAAAAUAUCCCUUUU
Messenger RNA from Aspergillus aculeatinus CBS 121060, 1475 nucleotides. RefSeq names its product Zn(II)2Cys6 transcription factor domain-containing protein. Lineage: Eukaryota; Fungi; Ascomycota; Eurotiomycetes; Eurotiales; Aspergillaceae. The record is from RefSeq and is a predicted model, not a curated record. Gene Ontology annotation, molecular function: DNA-binding transcription factor activity, RNA polymerase II-specific; zinc ion binding. Bases 1 to 1443 code for a protein of 480 amino acids. Gene Ontology annotation, biological process: regulation of DNA-templated transcription. The transcript is spliced from 2 exons.